UUAGCGGCGCGCGCGGUCGCUAGGUGCCGGCGCGGCGGCCAGAGCGAAGCAGGUGCCGGAGAUGGCGGGUCGCGCCGAGCCCAGCGGCCCCGCGGCGUGCGGCGGCGCCCCGGGCCUCCUCCCGGUCCUCCUGCUGCUCCUCUCCGCCGCCGCCAUCAUCCCCAGAGGUGAUGGUCAGAAUUUGGUUACAGAAGAUGUGACAGUGGUGGAGGGAGACGUCGCCACCAUCAGCUGCCGCGUCAAGAACAGCGAUGACUCGGUGAUUCAGCUCCUGAAUCCCAACAGACAAACGAUUUAUUUCAGAGAUUUCAGACCGCUGAAGGACAGCAGGUUCCAGCUGGUGAACUUCUCCAACAGCGAGCUCCGAGUGUCCCUGACAAAUGUCUCCAUUUCUGAUGAAGGAAGGUACUUCUGCCAGCUGUACACUGACCCCCCCCAGGAAAUCUAUACCACGAUUACAGUGCUCGUCCCGCCACGCAAUUUGGUAAUUGAUAUCCAGAAAGAAAUCGCCGUUGAGGGAGAAGAGAUUGAGCUGAACUGCACUGCCAUGGCCAGCAGACCAGCCACCACCAUCAGAUGGUUCAAAGGAAACAAAGAGCUAACCGGCAAGUCAGAAGUGGAGCAGUGGUCCGACAUGUACACGGUGACCAGUCAACUGUUGCUGAAGGUGGGACGGGAGGACGAUGGGGUCCCUGUCAUCUGCUUGGUGGAUCACCCUGCUGUCAAAGACUUGCAGACACAGCGUUACCUAGAAGUCAUGUAUAAGCCUCAAGUGCGGGUUUCUCAGAAUUACCCGGUGCAAGGCCUCACCAGAGAAGGGGAGCCGCUUGAACUGACGUGCGCAGCUUUUGGAAAACCACAGCCUACGGACAUGAGGUGGUUAAGAGUAGAUGAUGAGAUGCCUCAGCACGUUGUAGUGUCUGGUUCAAACCUUCUCAUUAGUAACCUAAACAAAACAGAUAAUGGUACAUACCGCUGUGAGGCUUCAAACGCGGUGGGGAAAUCACAUGCGGAUUACAUGCUGUUUGUAUACGAUCCCCCCACAACUAUCCCUCCUCCCACAACAACCACCACCACUACCACCACCAUCCCUACCACCAUCACAGACACAACGGCGACGACAGAACCGGCAGUUCACGGCUUUACUCAGUUGCCCAAUUCGGCAGAGGAGCUGGACUAUGGGGAUCUCUCAGGUACUCCCGUCCCGCUAAAUGCUUCAACGGAGGCUCUGCCAACUGUGCAAUUAAGUAAUGCAUCCCUUGCCUUCCGUCCAGAUUCUCGUGCAGGUGAGGAAGGGGCGAUACGGAGCGUAGACCAUGCGGUGGUUGGUGGCGUCGUGGCCGUGGUCGUGUUUGCAAUGCUUUGCCUGCUCAUCAUUUUAGGGCGAUAUUUUGCCAGACAUAAAGGUACAUACUUCACUCACGAAGCCAAAGGAGCAGAUGAUGCGGCCGACGCAGACACAGCCAUCAUCAAUGCAGAAGGGGGACAAAAUAACUCUGAAGAAAAGAAGGAGUACUUCAUCUAGAGCAGCCUUGGUUUCUGUGAGGUGUCCAACCGUGGACGGUUACUACUGGCCCUAUUUAAACGCUAAAGAGACAGUGAUAUUGGAAGUUGCAACCAGCUUGUGUCUUUUUUUUUAAAGAAAAAAAAGCAACUGGGUGGCAAGUCGUGAGGCUGGGAGGGUCCGGGAUUUGCUGUGUAAAAAUAUUCCUCGUAAAGUACACUCUGCUGUUCGACACCUCAGUUUGUUUGGGUUUCCUUUUUUUGGCCAAGUCCAGCUUGGAUUUAGUUUAGUGAAGUCAUUUGCAGAAGAUUCUGUGCCUUGUUUAAUUUCUGUUCGUUCGGGUCGGGGGGAGGCUGGGAAGAAGAGGGGCUUCUGUGCGUUAGUUCCCUUCAGGUUUCUGUGGCUCUUCGUUUCCCCUUCCCUGUUCUGUUUCCGGAGUUGCCUGCUGCGACCCCUUGGAGUAGGUGGGUUUCUUUGAAGGUGUUUCUCUUUCUUUCUCUUGUCACCGUUUUCCAUUCAGAACUCGAGCUCAUCAGAGGAGAACCAGCACAUUUUAGAUUUCGUAGCUUGCAGUUCAGUGUGCCCAUGUCCCAUUCCCUCUAUCGUCGUAAAGGCUUGGAUGAACAAACGGCGAGAACCCGUUUGUGGCUGCCUGUGUUUCAGGUGCUUUCGAUGGUGGCGACUAGGAAAUACGCUGGAGCUCGGCAAAGGCGCUCUUCGACGGCGGGGAAGCCGGCCUGGGCGUCAUCCUCCCGGGAGGGAUGCUGAGCCCACCUUUCGGGCCCUGCGGGCCUGGGGACUGCUCCCAGCCGGGCUCGGGAGGGACUUCGGCUCUGGCCCUUUGCCUUGCACGCCGCUCCCGUCCCACUUCCCCACCUGGGCCGACCUCUCCACGCUUUGCUAGAGAAGGCAAAGCCCUGCCGGGGGGUCGGCAGCUGUGAGCCCCCAGCUUUGGUCGUCCUCUCCCCUCCUUUUGCAGCCGCAGGACGCGGCGGGUUAAACGCCUCCCCCCCCCUCCCCAGCGCGUGCUGGAGCGGAGACCCGGAGAGCAGCCGGACAAGCAAAACUGCCUUUUUUUCUACCCGCUAAGUAAAACGUGGGAGUUCGUGCUAAAAUGACAGUGCUAACUGACUUACAAAGCCAUAGGUGAAAAGGAGAAUCUAGGUCAAUUAGAAUCGCAAGUGACAGGUACCAGACCGCAAUCAGAAGCCGGUAUUAAAAUGAUACAUGCUGAAUUUUUUUUUGGUGAGUAAUCUUGGAUUUCGAGUGAUACUUUUUUUUACUGUGUUUAUGUGGAAAAUGUAUGCUGAUUUAUUUAAGGGAAGCAUUAAUCUUAGUGUCAGGUUGGGGUUUUUUUAGGGGUUUCGGGGGGAGCGUUUUAGUGUGGGUUGGGUUUUUUUUCUUUAUUGUUGUUUUUGGCAGAACCAUUACAAUGCGGGAGUCCUUUGGGAAUGGGAUGGCCUGACAGCAGAGAGCGAGUCCAUUCUCCAGCAGUAUUCCGUCUUUCCCCUUCUCGUGAGCAGAACCUCGCAGAAAUACCCUUUCUUUCCGAGCAAAUUUUGUCGAGCGCAGCUCUUUUCUGAGCCUUCAGCACCAUUGCCAAACCACAUCAUGGUGAGAAGCAGUCAGCAUGUUGGAGUUCGGGGGGGCUUUUUUACCCGUCAUCGGUCACGGGAUCGGCAUCCUGGUUUUGAGCAGCCCAUCUUUGUUUUGGAAGUGUACCGUAGUGCAGUGUUACCGAUGUAACUUUGACUUACAAUGUUGACAUGUCUCAGGUUCAUGUGUUUUGAUUGGUGUUUUCCGUCUCAGGUAGAUUGCAAAAUUUCGGCCCCACACAUUGGAAAAAAAGAAAAAAAAAAAAAAAACAGGAUAAAAAACAGGAGAUUACAAAUUUUAGUUGUAUAUUGGUUUAUGUAUUUUUUCUUCAGUAUACAGUGCACUGUUUGAAAUGUAUUGUUGAGUAUUACUUUGUACAGCUUUAGAUCAUUAGGAUUUUGAAGCGUGAAGAAAGAACAACCUUGUUUAAAGGAGUAUUACAAAUGAAGGACGCGGAACUGAUGAUAAACAACCUUGUUCUUUAUUCACCCGGCCUUUUUAUUUUUUCCCCUUAGGCCAGUUCUGUUUUAAGGUGUCCAUGGAAGAUGUUACAAUGUAAGAAAAUACAUAUCCAUCUGCUCCCAUUCACAUUUUGUAUUGGUUCAUGUAUACCAUUUUUACAAAGGAAAAGAAGUACUAUAAGAUAUCUGUCUUCUUAAUAAAAAAAAAUUAAUGUUACAAAACUAAA
This is a messenger RNA of Harpia harpyja (harpy eagle), 3788 nucleotides long. It is a transcript of the gene CADM1, whose product is annotated as cell adhesion molecule 1. Lineage: Eukaryota; Metazoa; Chordata; Aves; Accipitriformes; Accipitridae. Bases 62 to 1525 code for a protein of 487 amino acids. Gene Ontology annotation, molecular function: signaling receptor binding. The record is from RefSeq and is a predicted model, not a curated record. Gene Ontology annotation, cellular component: neuron projection; plasma membrane; synapse. Gene Ontology annotation, biological process: cell recognition; susceptibility to natural killer cell mediated cytotoxicity; detection of stimulus. The transcript is spliced from 13 exons.